Fopius arisanus is the source of this 2511-nucleotide messenger RNA. It is a transcript of the gene Tif-IA, whose product is annotated as RNA polymerase I-specific transcription initiation factor RRN3 homolog Tif-IA. Gene Ontology annotation, molecular function: RNA polymerase I general transcription initiation factor activity; RNA polymerase I core binding. Gene Ontology annotation, biological process: transcription initiation at RNA polymerase I promoter. The record is from RefSeq and is a predicted model, not a curated record. Gene Ontology annotation, cellular component: nucleus. The transcript has 2 exons. Lineage: Eukaryota; Metazoa; Arthropoda; Insecta; Hymenoptera; Braconidae. Bases 442 to 2226 code for a protein of 594 amino acids.
AGUGUCCGGCGAUUCAUCAAUUUCGGGUUUCAGGUUUUGCGGAAACCGGGGGUUUUGAGUCUUUCUUUUUAAUUUUUGAGAGGGGAUUUUUUUUUUGGUUAGAUUGAGAGGACACCCACGUGGUUCGGGAGGGCCGGAAAAGACGGGAAAUUUUUUGAAUUCCGAAUGAGCGACAUCUCCCGUUGAAUUCCCGAAUUUUUAACAUUUUGAUUCAGAUGAUCGAUUUUAUGCUGUCGGUACUGAGUUACCGGUCAUUUCGUGAAGUUUCAGGUUGUGAUGCAAGUGUUUGAUUGAAGUAUCGAGAAUGUGGUGCAGUUCGCCAGACUUUAAAGAGAGCGAUUAAUCAGCGAAUAAAGUUGGGGUUCUAAUAAUUCCGGUCUAUACACAUUUCGAAAUACCUGCAGAUUUACGUAAUUGAAGGCUGAUCAUCAAUUAUCCAGGAUGUCUGUGGUCUCCACUCGUUCCACCAGCCUCUCGUCGAUCCUGACGACUUCCGGCCACCGCGCAAAACAACGAGAAAAAUGGUCCAGAGUAGUUUUCGUUCCCCCCAAGGACCUGAAGAAGACUCUCGUGAAUUACGAGACCGGUGCGGACAGAAAGAGCUACGAUGCCCUCAUCUGCAUGAUCCGAGAUGCUGACAUAGGUGAUAACGAUUUGAUUGAUCUAUUAAAUGAGAUUCGUCAGUGUAUUUCUUUCUUGGGACCGAAUCACAAGCUCCUGGUGGAGGUUAUCCUCAAUAUCUCCUGGACCACCAGGUGUGAGGAAGCCGCUGAGGCAUACAAAUCCUUCUUGGAGGAUCUCGUGUGCGUUCACAUUUAUCACUGCAAAAUUGUCAUCGAGAGGCUCGUCACCGAGUUCAAACCGUUGGAACGUUCCACCUCUCGCCUCCAAGCCACCCCCUGGGAGAACAGCAUCCCCUCGCCAGAGGACUCAACACGUCUGACUCACCUCCACAAUGUCCUAUCAAAAAUCCUGAAAAUCGUGCCAAUGUCUUCAAAUCUUCUCCUGCAGUCCCUCACCACACGAUUCCCCUUCUUCAAGGCCCCAACCCACAACCACGAAGUGUACAUUCACUCUCUCCUCCACAUAAUCUCCUACGCCCCUGACUUACGAGGUGAAAUUCUCUCCCUGAUAAUCAACCGCCUCCUGGUGAUCGACGUGAACGCCCCACGAUCAGAGAUCGAAGAGUACAACGAUGAGAACGACGAGGACGAGGAGGUGUUUAAGAUCGACGAGGCAGGAAUUGAAAAAUCGAGAAAAGAGGAGGUCCACCCGAUAGGUCACACCCUGGACGUGUGCAUGGGAAUGAUUUUGAAAUUUGUCGAGGAGACGUGUUAUCCUGGAGGUGUCCUAGAUCCUGAGGGAGUCAAGGGUAUUUAUUUUCAUCUUCUCGAUGUGUUUGAGAAAAAUAUUCUCCCCACGUAUGCCAGCCACCACGUGCAGUUCAUUUGGUUCUACUUGUGCAGCUUCAAGAGAUCCAUUGUGGAGGCAUUCGUCAACUGGCUGUGGGGAAGAGUCAGCAGUCCUAAUGUUGCACCAGUGCUGAGACAAUCCGCUGUGUGCUAUUUGGCUAGUUUAGUGGCUAGGGGUAGUUUUGUCCCUAUCAGUCUCAUCACGAGGGUCAUCGAGGAGAUGUCAACGUGGAUUCACAGUUACAUAUCAACUCAGGACAGUCUAGAAUGUGCUAACAGUGAUGUAAGAAUUCACACGGUCUUCUAUGCUAUUUGUCAGGCGUUAUUUUAUGUGAUUGCCUUUAGGCACAAGGACCUAGUGGAUGUCAAGAAAAAUCUGCUGUUCCUCCAGAGUCUCAAUCUCACUAAAAUGGUCACGUGUAAACUCAAUCCCCUCAGGAUGUGUGUACCUGUUGUUGUACAACAUUUUGCAGCUGUCACGAGGACCUAUCAGCUUGCCUAUUGUUAUACUGUCAUGGAGCACAAUGCCAGGUCGAAUCUUCCAGUUGUUGAGACGUCUAAUCGUCUCACCGCGUGGUUAGACACUUUUUUUCCUUUUGAUCCGUACGUUUUACCCAACAGCUCAAGCAGAAUAAGUCCGAUUUACCUGCAGUACCGGGGCACUCUCAAUCUCGAUGCUGAGGAGAAGCUGGAGAAACUGGAGGAGGAGAAUGACGAGGACGAUUUCAUGGAUGUGUCAUUUUCUCACAGUGAUACCAAGAAUCAUCUGGACAAAUUUUCGUACAGCACAUCCCCAGGAUUUAUUCACCACUGAGGAUGGCAGAUUGCGAUCAAUCGGUUUGAUCGAUCUCGUUGCGUAAUUAAUUUUCAGGAUUAAUUGUUCCCAGGGGAUAAGAAUGAGAAAAAUCUCAUUGGAGUGGUGAGGAAAUUAAUAAUUGGCGAGUCAUCAAUUAUUUUUCGGCAGUAACUGCAAUUAUGACAAUUAUUCUAGAGAUCAUUGCCGAUAUUCGUGAGUGCAAUUAAUGAAGAGUAUUGCAUAUUUAUUACGGAUAUAUGAAUGUAGAGUAUUUAAUACCGAUUGUCAUGAAUAAAUGAAUUU